Molecule: messenger RNA, 3108 nt
Organism: Boleophthalmus pectinirostris (great blue-spotted mudskipper)
Lineage: Eukaryota; Metazoa; Chordata; Actinopteri; Gobiiformes; Gobiidae
Gene: mtdha
Product: metadherin a
Exons: 12
Coding region: 171-1601 (476 amino acids)
Biological process (GO): negative regulation of apoptotic process; positive regulation of angiogenesis; regulation of transcription by RNA polymerase II
Cellular component (GO): nucleus
Molecular function (GO): transcription coregulator activity
Source: RefSeq, a predicted model, not a curated record
GACACAGGUCUAAUAGAGCCGUGAACUUUCUCUCAAAGUGAAGUCAUGUCAAACAGACUGGUGGAAAUGAGGAGAGCAUCCUUUCUCUCACAGCUGUCACAGGAUUAGCCACUCCUCCGUUAGCAUUAGCAUACUGAUGAGAGCUAACAACAGUGUCGCGAUUUGAAAACAUGGCAGGGGACAUCCGCGGAUUUGCGUUGGAAAAAGUCGAGUUUAUUUCAAGUCGCUUGAAGGAUCUACUGUCUUCCGGAGAAGGCUAUGUCCGAACACAUUUUGGGCUGGACCUGGGUCUGAAAGCGGAGCAGUACUCUCCGUGGGUGAUCUUAUUCACGGCCGCCGCGGGGCUGCUGAUGCUGGCCGCGUCCUGUGCCGCUGUCUGCGGUGGUUUGCUUGGCGGGAAGAAGAGGCGAUCUCUGGCCACAUCAUCACAGGGAAGCACGGAGCCCCACAAGGCCGCGUUGACCAAAAACAAUACCAAGACAGAGGAGCUGAGGAGGAAAAACAGAAAGAAGCUGACAGAAAAGAAGAACCCAUCUAAUGGGCAACCAGUGUCCAUAUCAGAAGAAGAGUUUCAAGAAAAUGAGAAAUCGUCACCCAAGACUAAAGUAGAAAAGUUUCUUGUGGCCCAGGAACCAACACAGGUGAAGAAAAGCAAAAAGAAACCCAAGCCUGAUGUGAAACCAACUCAACAAAUGUUUACAGCUGAAGGAAGGGAGCAGGAUGAUGGUGCAUGGGAGACCAAAGUGAGUAACCGAGAGAAGAGACAGCAGCGCAAAAAGGAGCGAGGUCCCGAUGACUCAGGAAGCCCAGGAGGUUGUGUGGUCCUUAGGGCUUCUGCAGAGGGACUGGGGAGCAAGACAACCAAGAAGAACAAAAACCAUGAUUCCCAGCUUUCAAAGUCUUCUGGAAAGGGGGAUUCAAGUGGAGCUGCAUCCAGAUGGAAUGAAGAAGCCUUGAACAUCAAUGCAGGAUGGACAGACAUGUCUCUAAAAAUGUCCGCCAAAAUGGGGGCAUUGGAUGGGCCAAAGUGGAGUGCCAUUCCCGCAACCCAGCCCUGGACACAGGAAACCCAAGCAUGGAGUGGAAUUGAGAGCAGAAUGAAGAAUGACCUCAGCCCAGUGUCAUUCUCAAUGUUAGGACUAAGCACAGCAGAGUCCACUGCCAGUUCGAUUGAGCAGUGGACAAAUCAAGUUCCAGAGGAUGAAUGGUCAGGAUUCAAUGGGAUAACCGCUGUGGACCCCUGCUCUGACUGGAACGCCCCGGUUGAACACUGGGGUAAUUAUGAAGAGCCACCUGCAGUGGAACCCCCAGCUUUCCCACUGAAGGAACAAGCAGGCAUGAUCAAGAUGUCUGAUGAUGAGAAGGACAGUGAAGAUCCUUCUGAGGGUUCAUCCAAGUCCAAAAAGAGAAGAAGAAAGAAGAAAAAGACUGAAGAGGAAACUCCGUCUGUGUCUCAGAUGGUGAGCUCUGUUCUCAAACAACAGGAGCUUUCAGUGCAAGUUUCUCAUAAACCCAGCAUAUCUCCUGCUCAGAAGAAGCCUGAGGAAAUGACAGAUCCUCUGAAGCCCACACAAAAGAAAAAGGUUAGAAAAGAAACAUGAACUCUCGCCGCAGGUCACAAACUGCUUAUGCAACUGAUUGUUUUACUUGCAAUAAUUACCAGGUUCUAAAACAUUAUCAAACUAUUUAACAAACCAAGCAGUGGAGGUUAACUGCUUGACUGAAUAUUGUCACAAAUGGUGGUCCUAUGGACUGAAGUCUUAACAAAAUUGCACUAUUUGCUACACUGUAACAUUUCAGGAGAUGGUUGUACAUUAUAUCAUACUUAUUAAUUUGAGUCGGUUUCUUCCCAAAAGAUCAAAAUGUGUUUGAUUAUUUUGUAUUUAAUAUAAGUGGGGUUUUACUACCCUUUGUGUUGCACCUAAUUUAUUUUUUUAUUCUGCUGCUGACCUCAUCAAGUGAGUUUAUCACUUACAUUUUUUCCAGAUUUGUUUAAAAAGUAUAUAUGUUACAUUGUUUGCUUUGCAGGGAUUUGGUAACUUUUUAAUUGGAUUAAAAACAAAACAACUCAUUCAACAGACAUAUUCCAUUGAGCAUUUUAUUUAUUUUAAAACUGGCAGCUGGUGUCAGAGGUAUUUAUUUUUUUAUGAAUUAGUUUGAUUAAAUAGCUAUGUAGAAAAAGCUUUUCUGCAAUUGGUUUGCUGACAAACAAUAGUAGUAACUAAUGAGAGCCACCAGAGGGCACUGCAGUGUUAAAAUACUGUUAAAGCACUGCUAAAUGUCCCUUACUGGACAUUGAACACCAUCAUAUAUUAUAUUUUCUGAAGCAGAAUGUCUUUUGUUGAUAUUAAUCCUUGUGAUGAUUUUCUUCUGUGUUACUUCCAUUAUUGUACUAGAAAAAGCCAUGCCGUGUACAGAUCUAAGGGCUUUUUCAAACACUUCUGCGACUGCACUGUGCAAAAAGCUGUAACAUGUUCCUUUUGAUGUUGAUUUUUAUCGAUGAUUUUAUCGUUGAUUGUUUGUACUUUUUUUGCUGAAUGUGAAAUGUGUACAUUUUUAAACUGACUUCCAAGAUUUGAAGACAAAGGUUUUAGACUGAGAAGACAUAAUGACUGAAACAGAGCAGCUUUACUUUAACUUCAAGGUUAAAAAAAACAAUGACACUUAUUCAGAGGAGUUGAUUCUGUUGCCUUAAUAUGUACAGUCGUUUUGCAAGUUUUGAUGUCAGACUGGUUCUACUUGCAUGACCUUAAUAAUAGUCCUAGUGGAAAUGAAUUGAAAUGAUCCGCUUUAAUUGUGUGGUCCACUUAUUGUAUAUAAUGUGCUUUUUUAGAGGGACAGAUUUCGUGGGCGUCCAGUUUAGCAGAUAGAUAUUACCACAGCUGUGUUGUUGGUAGGCCUUAGUGCAGUCAGCUUUUAAUCGACUGGUAUGUGAACUCUGACCCUAGAUGUCCUUAGGCCUGAUGAGUUCUGUUUUUACUAAUGCUAAAUCAAACAAUGUAUUUAUAAAAUUGUUUUAGAAAAAAUGUUUUUGUCAAUGAACACGAAUGGCAUUUUUAUGUUUGUUUGUUAAAGAAACAUUGGAAUAAAUUGUAAUGCUUGAUCUCA